GUAGAGUUAGUAUCAGAAAGGAUUAGCUUACAUAGGGGAAUCAGAGGGCACACAGAAUGUGACAUGCUCUCGACCAAGUCAUCGUCAACCAACCCUAUAAAGAUCAUUGUAGUGCCAGGCAAUCCAGGUCUAAUCGAGUUCUACAUCGAGUUUAUCAAGACCCUAUACACAAACCUGAACGGUCAAUAUGAUAUAAUUGGAGUAUCACAUCUUGGACAUUGUGGACAGAUACAAGAACAAUUCACUGUAGAGGAACAGAUUGAGCAUAAGGCAAUCUUUCUGGAACAUCUUCGCGACAAGAGAUAUGGGUCGAUCAAAGAUGGCGUCAAGUUUGUGCUGAUCGGUCACUCGGUCGGCUCGUACGUCUCGAUCAAACUGGUCAGUCGCUACUCGGACCAAUUCAACUUUGUAAAGAAGAUCAACUUGUUCCCAACAUUCAGAGAUCUCUACGAUGGAUUGUCACCAUUCAUCAAGGUGGCCAUACAGAAUCGUUGGAGAUGGGGCGUGGCCUCAUUCCUACAUUACGUGCCAUCGUUCGUACUUAAUGGCGUACUGUCCACUAUACUGCCAACGGAUGACAUGCGAGUGGCACUACAGUAUAAGCUCAACUAUUGGACUGCCUUAAACAUCCUUUUCAUGGCCCACUCAGAGACGCUGGACAUCAGACAUUUGGACGAUGAAUGCAAGAAAGUGUUUAAUACUCGUAUGGACGACCUAUUGUUCAUCUAUGGUCUCACCGAUCCAUACACGCCACAUCGAUUCCACGACGACCUCGUGGCAGACUAUCCCGCGGGCAACAUCGAGUACGCUGCACCGGGUGUACCACAUGCCUUUGUCCUCACUCAUUCAACAUUGGUAGCCAACCGUGUAUCAGAAUGGCUUUCACAAUCUCUCGAGUCCAAA
Molecule: messenger RNA, 903 nt
Organism: Acytostelium subglobosum LB1
Lineage: Eukaryota; Evosea; Eumycetozoa; Acytosteliales; Acytosteliaceae
Exons: 2
Biological process (GO): lipid storage
Cellular component (GO): lipid droplet
Molecular function (GO): lipase activity
Source: RefSeq, a predicted model, not a curated record